Messenger RNA from Carassius auratus (goldfish), 4109 nucleotides. RefSeq names its product EYA transcriptional coactivator and phosphatase 3 (gene eya3). The transcript has 19 exons. NCBI's taxonomy places the organism in Eukaryota, Metazoa, Chordata, Actinopteri, Cypriniformes, Cyprinidae. The record is from RefSeq and is a predicted model, not a curated record. Bases 188 to 2014 code for a protein of 608 amino acids. Gene Ontology annotation, biological process: cell differentiation; positive regulation of DNA repair; negative regulation of extrinsic apoptotic signaling pathway in absence of ligand. Gene Ontology annotation, molecular function: protein tyrosine phosphatase activity. Gene Ontology annotation, cellular component: nucleus.
CUGCGCAUGCGCGUUGCGAAUUGUAGCGACUUCCUGCCAAAUAGUUGUCCCUAACAACACACAGCACCCCACCGAGGGAAUUUCAGUUAAAGGAAAUAUAAAGUUUCCUCGGAAGUUGCACUUGGUGACAUGGGCCUUGGCCAAAGCAGAAGCAGCAGAGACUGACGGUGCAGAUUUACCCACAGCCAUGGACGACUCGAAAGAGGUGCCCGAGCUACCUAUAAAGAAAGCUCGGCAUGAUCCAGAAGUGAAUCAGGAGAGUAAUUCACGAAGUGUGGCUGCUAAUGACUCUCCUAACCGGAAUGAAUCAACAGCUCGGACAGACAUCAAUUCAUAUCCACCGUCAUCUGUCGCUCACUUGCACACCAUUCCUGGAGGUCCAGGCCGAUCAAAUCAAGAGACGAUAUCAAGAUCCCAAGGCUGUGUCUCAGAAAAUGCAUAUGAUCAUAAUGCAGUGACGUGCAAAGACCUCACCACAACCACAGCCACUGAAUAUACCUCACAGAUCUACCAAGGAAGCAACAAUGCUGUCACUGCAUAUGCCAGUCAAGUGGCUUUCCCCUCCCUGGGCCAGUCGACCGUAUACAGCGGCUUUCCUCAGUCCGGUCAGACGUACGGACUGCCACCAUUUGGCGCCAUGUGGCCGGGCUUAAAGACAGAGUCGCAGCUGCCCGAGUCACCCUCUGUUGGUCAGAUGGGGUUUCUCAGCUUCAGCUCAGCCUAUACCUCAACCCAACCCAACCAGAUCCACUACUCCUACCCCAGCCAAGGUUCGUGUUUCACUACAUCCAGUGUGUACAGUAACAUCCCACCAGCAACAGCUGUGACCACAUCUACCAACACACAUCAGGAGUUUUCAAGCUACAGCUCUCUUGGUCCGAGUCAGUUCUCGCAGUACUACGCUCCUCCUCCCAAUUAUCUGUCCGCUGGGUUGCCCAGCGGUGAUAGAGAUGGAGCAGGUGUAGUGGCACCUGAAUAUCCAGCUGUUAAAACUGAAGGCAGUGCCUCAGCAAACCUGCCCGACACAACAGAUGCAUCUCCAGAUGUGACGAUCCCAACAGGUGUUGCUCUGCCUGCUGGGAUGGCCCUCCCCACAGGAGCACGGGACCAAGAUGAGACCAACCCCAAAAACCCUCCUGGCAAAACUAAAGGCAAAGCUAAGAAAUCUGAUGGUUCCCAAUCCACAGACAAUGACCUUGAGCGCAUCUUCUUAUGGGAUCUGGAUGAAACCAUCAUCAUUUUCCAUUCUCUUCUCACCGGCUCAUUUGCACAGAAGUUUGGCAAGGAUCCAGCGACCGUUCUCAAUCUGGGUCUUCAGAUGGAGGAGCUGAUCUUUGAGCUCGCAGACACUCAUCUCUUCUUCAACGAUCUGGAGGAAUGUGAUCAGGUUCAUGUUGAUGAUGUCGCCUCAGAUGACAAUGGGCAGGACUUGAGCAACUACAGCUUCUCCAGCGAUGGCUUCAGCGGGCCCAGUGCGGGCGGUGGUCCAGGGUCCACCGCAGCGGUACAGGGAGGAGUGGAGUGGAUGCGUAAGCUGGCCUUCAGAUAUCGCCGCCUCAAAGAGAUCUACAAUGGAUUCAAAGGGAAUGUGGGAGGUCUGCUGAGCCCAAUGAAGAGAGACCUUUUGCUCAGGCUACGCUCUGAGAUCGAGACUGUUACAGAUGCCUGGCUGAGCACUGCCCUCAAAUCUCUCUUGCUCAUUCAGUCGAGGGGCAGAUGUAUGAAUGUUCUGGUCACCACCACUCAGCUGGUUCCCGCUUUAGCUAAAGUGCUUCUCUAUGGCCUGGGUGACGUCUUUCCUAUCGAGAACAUCUACAGCGCCACUAAAAUAGGAAAAGAGAGCUGCUUUGAGCGUAUCACCUCUCGUUUUGGGAAGAAAGUGACCUAUGUUGUUAUAGGGGACGGUCGUGAUGAAGAGUUUGCAGCAAAGCAGCACAGCAUGCCAUUUUGGCGAAUCUCUUCUCACGGAGACCUGACUUCCCUUCACCAAGCUCUGGAACUGGACUUCUUAUAGAUGGAGCUGGAGGUAAGACAUGGAUCUCCCCAGCUGCACCCAUCAGCAAUCCCAUCCACCAUGGAGCAGCUGGUGUAGACUCUGGGAUGUUAGCGGUCACAGACAAGAACUCAAGAUGUUAUGUGACACGACCUCACAAGCCCUCCAUUCCCUCACUGGCAGCUAUCCUCCGCUUAGGUUGAAUCUUGCACUGGGACGACACACAACCGUACAAGAGGAAAAAACUGUCUCACUGCAUCUUUCUCUUGGAAAAAGCAUGUACUUUACCAUCUUCAACAUAACUGGAUUCACCAAAGGAACAAGUCAUGACCAAAGGUCUGCACUGGUACAGCAACCUAGGAUAAAACAAAGUCUUUUUCUGCAUUCUUUUAAAGGGCCGAAAAGUAAGUUGGAGUCAUUUUGAUUUGCACUCAUUCCAAAGGUCAGAUUCUUAUGAGAAGGCAGGUUACAUGCUUUAGAAGCCUCCAAGAAAUGAUGCAAUUGUUUCAGUUCUUAAAAUGAAUUGCAGAUGUGGCCUGUUUAACAUCUGGGUACAGAUGGUACCAAUAAGGUCUAGCAUAGAUCCCACUUUUACUGUGACUAUUGAUUUUUUCAAAAUGUUCUUCGGUUCCUGGGAUCUACUUUUGUUUACUCUUCAUACACACUUCAUAGUUUCAGCUUUAAAUUAGGCAAUGUGACGAAAUACAGAGUGCCUAAUGGAAACCAUUUGUUUUUGUACAAUUUGUCCCUCUUUUUCUUUGAAAGAAUAAAUCGGCCAAAAAUGAGAAUUCAAAUUAUUUGUUACUUUUGUUCCAAUGUUCCAAUGUCCUCAAGUCAAAUACAUCUAGUGUGUAAUCUGAUACAAGUCAUAAUGAGUACAGGCUUAAAUUUGAAUGAUUUACAAACAGUCUAACCCUUUGUUUAGCUCUAAAGUCUAACUGCGUUAUUAGUGAUUUGAUUAUUUCAGAAAAAUGGAUCUCAGAAACCUGUCUCUAGUUUUAAUGUAUGGAAAAGUGCAGCAUUUUUGUGUUAAGAAAGUUGAGUUUUAUGGGUUUGAAACAACAAAACUAUUUUUGGUUGAGCCAUUUCUUUAAAAAUCCAUUUCAAGGUGAUGUUUUAAGGGGAACAUAGGCUCCUGGAUUGAUACUGUCCCGUUAAAUAUCUAUAAUGCAAUUUUGAGCCACGUGAACUUACUGAAUUCUCGUCCCCUGAGGAAAGUCACAUGGUUGAGUGGGAUUUUGUAAAAUUACCUCUUGCAUAUAGCCCAAAUUCCCCAUGGAUUAGAAGCUUCAAGGCCACAGCCUGUGACCAUUUUCAUUCCUCUGUACAUGUUUGGGAGAAGAACUGUGUGAUAGUGUGCAAUACAUUUCUGGUCAGUGAUAAUUGAUUUUCAGUUUUAGUUGAAGGUGGUUUUACGAGCUGGCUUGGGUGUAAUAUUCCUUACCGCUGUGAGAUUUUGACUGAACAUUACUGAGCCUGAAGAAAUAGCAUUUUUACUCAAGCAGCUUCGACAAUUAAGAAUGUGUAAUCUUCAGUUGUUUGCAUAGAUGUGUGUGUUUGUGUGUGUGUAUUUUUAUUUUUUUCUGUAUAUAUUUAUUGUGCCUUUUUACUAUAAUCAACAUUCAGUAAGUGUAUUAUCUUAAAAGGGAAUUAUUGAAAUAUGACAAACAUUAUGUCUGUACUUUUGAUGUGCUCUGACUUAUUUUCUGCAGAAAUCAUGUUCUCCAUAGCUCAGCCAAUCAGAUGCUGUUGUUCUUUAACUUGAAUCAUAAAAAACUGCUCUUCUGGUGCUUUUUCCCCCCCAUGUCCUACUUUGUUUCUUUGCAUUUUUUCAGGAUUUUUUAUUUUAUUUAAUCCGUGUAUCCUGUCUAUUAUCUACACUAAUGACACUAUCAUUGUGAGAUAUUGGGAUGUGUUACUAAUGCAUAGACAAUCAAGGGAUGUAACGGCUUUUUUAGCCAGAGAAUAAAAGCUCUAUCUCGCCCUGAGCUCGAGCUUUUAGAUCAUUUGGAGAACUUCUGGCUUAUUGAAACUGGCUGAAGAAGCAAAUAUCUGUACCUACACUGUUUAUGGGUUUGUGUAAGUGACGUUAAUUAAAUACUUUGAGGCUGGUCUA